Molecule: messenger RNA, 6030 nt
Organism: Phyllopteryx taeniolatus (common seadragon)
Lineage: Eukaryota; Metazoa; Chordata; Actinopteri; Syngnathiformes; Syngnathidae
Gene: chl1b
Product: cell adhesion molecule L1-like b
Exons: 26
Coding region: 444-3668 (1074 amino acids)
Biological process (GO): cell-cell adhesion; brain development
Molecular function (GO): cell-cell adhesion mediator activity
Source: RefSeq, a predicted model, not a curated record
UAACGUCGCUUUUGGGCUGCAGGGGAGGGGCUUUAACCCGGUCACGACAUGGGGAAGUUGCCCACCGCUUUUUCUGUGUUGCCAUGGGGUUUUUCUAAAACCUAUUGACUGGGACAGGGUCCCCGCUUUUAUUUGAGUCAGUCUUUGUGGAGGCGGAGGAAGAAACCGCUAUUACUUUUUUUCUUCCAGAGGCGGGUGGGAGUGACACAAGCAGCAUCCACGAGAGGAGGAGGGGAGGUUGGUCCACCACUCAAACCCACUCACUGCGAGCCAGGCGAAGCGCCGCUGCAUAUCCAUCUGCUCUCCUUGGCUGGGGGGAUUUAAGCCAACUUGGUUAAGGACUGCCUUAUGUUGCACCUGAAGGUACAACUUCUUCAGUGCUCCAGAGACAAAAACUGAGGAAACCUUGGAAAGCACUUUUUUCCUGACGUCUAAGAUCAACAAUGAAAGUCAUGACACUACAGAGAAGCUGGAGAAUCAUUGGCAUUCUUGCCUCAGUCACCUUUAUCUCUGUCUUUCGUAUCUCUACAGCCAUUGAUAUCCCACUGGAAGUUUUAGGUCAUGUAAACAUUGAGCAGCUGCCCACCAUCACUGCCCAGUCGCCAAGCUCCCUCAUUGCCUUCCCUUUUGAUGAGAGUUAUCCCAUGACGUGCGAGGCCAAAGGGAAUCCCGAGCCAGAAAUCAGAUGGAUGAAAAAUGGCCAGGAAUUCGACCCCUCUUUAGAUCCCCGGCUGAUGAAAGAAGAGGAUUCUGGGACCUUUGUGAUACCCAAUAAUGGGAACCUUACAGAGUACCAGGGAACCUAUCUUUGUUACGCCUCAAACAAACUGGGGACCGCCACAUCCAAGGAGAUUGAAUUCAUUGUCCCUCAUGUCCCAAAGUUUCCAAAAGAAACGCUCGAUCCUAUUGUGGUGGAGGAAGGCCAGGCUUUUACUUUAAAAUGUGAGCCACCGAAAGGAAUACCCCCUCUGCAGAUCUAUUGGAUGACGAUCAACCUUCAACAUAUAGAACAAGAUGAGAGGGUGUCUAUGGGCUUGAAUGGAGAUCUGUACUUUUCUCACGCGGUGGACAAGGACAGCAGGAGGGACUAUUGCUGCUUCGCCGCCUUCCCAAGAAUACGAACCAUCGUUCAGAAGACAGCCAUGUCGGUCAUUGUCAAGACCAAAAAAGGUCAUGGCAUGAGUCCUGAAAUUGCCAAUGCCAUCCUGCAGCGGAGACCCUUGCUUAUGACGCCAUCUGGUGUCAGAACAGAGAAACAUUUUGUCAGGGGAGAUGACAUGAAACUGGACUGCAUUCCUGAGGGAUUUCCAACUCCACAGGUCGAGUGGGUCAAAAUGGGUCAUAAGCUUCCAAUUAAAGCCAAACUGGAGAGUCAUGGAAAAUUGCUGAUUGUACCAAGUGUUGAACAAGAAGACAGCGGCAAGUAUAUGUGCAAGGCUAAGAACAGGCUGGGAGAAGUAGUCCAUUACUUCACAAUAACCGUGGAAGAGCCUCCAGAGUGGGUGUUGGAGCCUGAGAGUCAGCUCAGUAUGAUCGGCUCAAAUGUCCUCAUCAAGUGCUCAGCGACUGGAACUCCCCAGCCAACUAUAUCUUGGAGGGUGAACGGUCUGCCUCUGCAUGAAGCCCCUGCAGCUAACAGGAAGGUAUUUGAUGACACCAUUAUUUUGCACAACGCCAAAGCAUCUGACAGUGCAGUCUAUCAGUGCCAAGCAUCCAACAGACAUGGAACCCUCCUCGCUAAUGCAAACAUCAUGGUUAUGAAUCUCCCUCCAAUGAUUCUUACAAAGGAGGCGGAGGAUUACUCUGCUGUCGAAGGGAGGGGAGUGAUGAUGCACUGCAACGUCUUCAGCUCUCCACCAUCUAUUAUCACUUGGAACAAGGAUGAUUCCUCUGAAUCUGUGGUGGGGCCGAGGUUUACCGUUCAUGACAAUGGCUCAUUGGAAAUCUACACCACAGAAAAAGGUGAUACCGGACAAUAUACAUGUUACGCCAAAAACACAGAAGGUUCAUCUGCCAUUGAAGCUUCCCUUUAUGUGAAAGAUCCUACAAGAAUUACGGUGGCCCCGGAAAACCAGCAGAUCUUAAUAGGCACCCGAGCCCAGCUCUCAUGCUUGGCAGAAUACGACAAGUCCUUCAGCAAUGACUUUGAACUCCUGUGGGAAAAAGACAAUAUGGACAUAGGCUUAAAUUAUACUGACAAUUCAAGAUACUUUGUGGAGAAUGGUAUCCUUCAAAUCUUCAACGUAAGCCACAGGGACCAGGGUGUGUACACAUGUGUGGGAAGAACACCAGUGGACCAGGACACUGCCUCUGCAUUGCUCAUGGUAUUAGAUGUCCCUGAUGCACCUCAGCACUUGGUAUUGUCAGAACACAAGACCAAAAGUGUGAAACUGAAAUGGACCCCAGGGGACGAUCACAACAGCUCAACCACAGAGUUUAUUAUUCAAUACGAGGAGAGCCAGUGGGAGCCUGGAAAUUGGAAGGAGCUGCUCCGGGUACCGGGGAAUCACAUUUCGUCCAUCCUCAAACUCCACGGUCAUGUCGACUAUCGUUUCCGUGUGGCUGGUAUUAACGGUGUGGGGAGGGGCCCUCCCAGUGAGCCCACAGAGAGAUACAAAACCCCUCCAACAGCCCCUGACAAGAACCCGGAAAAUAUCAAAAUCGAAGGUCAUUUGCCGCAUGAAAUGGCUAUCAACUGGGAGCCCUUGUUGCCAAUUGAACACAACGGGCCAGGUCUUGAGUACAAAGUAAGCCACAGACGGCAGGACUUGGAGGACGACUGGAGGGAACACAUGGUGAAGAGACACUCGUUUGUGGUGAAGAACACACCCACGUUUGUGCCCUAUGAGAUCAAGAUCCAAGCCAGGAACAAUCAGGGUUGGGGCCCAGAGCCAACCAUAGUGACAGGCUACUCCAGCGAAGAUUCUUUCUUUUGGACUUGUCGCCAGGAGACCAACACAGUUCCGUCCGCAGCACCUGAUGAUGUAGCUGUGGUGGUGAUCAACAGCUCAGUGGUCAAGGUCAGCUGGACUCGUGUAAACAAGGACAAGUUGCAUGGACAUCUGGGAGGCUACAGGAUAAACUGGUGGCGUCUGCGGAGUCUGGUGGAUUUGAAGAAAAGCCACGGAGACAAACAGACAUUAACAUUACCAGGCGAUCGCAACCAUGCUAUCAUACCCAGACUGCAACCCUUCUCCGAGUAUAGUCUCAUCGUCAUGACCUUUAACGGUCGUGGCAACGGUCCCGGGAGCCAUCCUGUCAACUUUAAAACCCCAGAGGGAGUUCCUGAGAAAAAUCCCGUUUUCAGAGUCACACAUACACAGAAGCACACUGUCUCUUUGGCUUGGGCCCCACCAUCAGAGCCCAAUGGGAUUUUGACAGGAUAUCUUUUAGAAUAUCAGCUAAUUAACAACACAGAGGAUGUCGGACAACUGCAGACUAUCGACAUCAGCAAACCCGAUACAACCAAGUGGACCCUGCGGGACUUGGAGCCUUUAAGCAAAUACAAGUUCCACUUGCGUUCCUGCACCACAGUAGGCUGUGGGCCCAUUAUCAGUGAGGAGAGCACCACCACCCUGGAAGCAAGUCGAGUCGCGGGGACAGCAGCUUUAGCAGGGACGCCCAGACUUCCCUCUCCCCAGUCACGUUAUCCAGCUCUUCCAGGGUGAUCCCGAGGAGUUCCCAGGCCAGCCGAAAGACAUAGUCUCUCCAGUGUGUCCUGGAUCGUCCCUGGGGUCCCCUUCUGCUGGAUGUGCCCAGAACACCUCACCAGGGAGGCGUCAGAAUCAGAUGCCCCAGCCACCUCAUCUGGCUCCUCUUGAUGUGGAGGAGCAGCGGUUCUACUCUGAGGUCCUCCCGGAUGAGCAAGCUUCUCACCCACUCUCUAAGGCAGAGCCCGGACACCCUGUGGAGGAAACUCAUUUCGGCCGCUUGUAUCCGGGAUCUUGUUCUUUCGGUCACGGCCCACAGCUCUUGACCAUAGGUGAGGGUAGGAACGUAGAUCGACCGGUAAAUCGAGAGCUUCGCCUUUCGGCUUACUUCCUUCUUCACCAAAACGGACUGAUACAAAGUCUGCAUCACUCCAGACGCUGCAACGAUACCCCUGUCAAUUUCCCCCUAUCCAUUCUUCCCUCCCUCAUGAACAAGACCCCAAGAUACUUGAACUCCUUCACUUGGGGCAGGAUCUCAUCCCUGACCUGGAGAGGGCACGCCACCCUUUUCCGACUGAGGACCAUGGUCUCAGAUUUGGAGGUGCUGAUUCUCAUCCAAGCCACUUCACACUCGGCUGCAAACUGCUCCAGUGAGAGUUGGAGAUCACAGCUUGAUGAAGCCAACUGAACCACAUCAUCUGCAAAAAGCAGAGAUGCCAUACUGAGGUCACAAAAUCGGACCCGCUCUACGCCUUGGCUGCGCCUAGAUAUUCUGUCCAUAAAAAUUAUGAACAGAAUCGGUGACAAACGGCAGCCUUGGCGGAGUCCAACCCUCAUCAGAAGGAGUCUGACCAAACUCUGACUCCGGUCGUACAGAGAAUGAACAGCCCGUUUCAGGGGUUUCGGUCCCCAAGCAUCCCCACAGGACUCCCCAAGGGGCACAGUCGAAGGCCUUCCCCAAGUCCACAAAACACAUGUAGACUGGUUGGGCGAACUCCCAUGCACCCUCGAGGACCCCACCGAGGGUUUAGAGCUGGUCCACUGUUCCUCGGCCAGGACGAAAAUCACACUGCUCCUCCUGAAGCUGACAUUCGACUUCCCAACGGACCCUCCUCUCCAGCACCCGUGAAUAGACCUUACCAGGGAGGCUGAGGAGUGUGAUCCCCAUGUAGUUGGAACACAGCCUCCGGUCCCCCUUCUUAAAAAGGGGGACCACCACCCCAUUCUGCCAAUCCAGAGGCACAGUCCCUGAUGUCCACGCGAUGUUGCAGAGGGCUGUCAACCAGGACAGCCCCACAACAUCCAGAGCCUUUAGGAACUCCGGGCGAAUCUCAUCCACCCCCCCGGGGCCUUGGCACCCAGGAGCUUUUUAACCACCUCGGUGACCUCAACCCCAGAGAUAGGAGGGCCCGCAUCAGAGAACACAGACUCUGCUUCCUCAUUGGAAGGCGUGUCGGUGGAAUUGAGGAGGUCUUCGAAGUAUUCUCCCCACCGACUCACAACGUCCCCAGUCAAGGUCAGCAGCGCCCCAUCCCCACUAUACACAGUGUUGAUGGUGCACUGCUUCUCCCUCGUGAAACGCUGGAUGUUGGACCAGAAUUUCCUCGAAGCCGACCGGAAGUCUUUCUCCACGGCCUCACCAAACUCCUCCCAUACCCGGGUUUUUGCUUCAGCAACCACCAAAGCUCCAUUCCGCUUGGCCAGCCGGUACCCAUUAGCUGCCUCAGGAGUCCCACAGGCAAAAAGGCCCGAUAGGACUCCUUCUUCAGCUUGACGGCAUCCCUCACCGUUGGUGUCCACCAACGGGUUUGGGGAUUGCCGCCACGACAGGCACCAACCACCUUACGGCCACAGCUCCAGUUGGCCGGGAACGCCUCGGCAACAUGGUCCACUCGGACUCGAUCUUCCCUGCCUCCCCCGUAACAUGAGCAAAGUUCUGUCGGAGGUGGGAGUUAAAACUCCUUCUGACAGGGGAUUCUGCCAGACAUUCCCAGCAGACCCUCACAAUACGUUUGGUCCUGCCACGUCGGACCGGCACCAUCUUCCCCACCAUCGGAGCCAAAUCACCACCAGGUGGUGAUCGGUUGACAACUCCGCCCCUCUCUUCACCUGAGUGUCCAAGACAUGCGGCCGCAUGUCCGAUGACACGACCAAAAAGUCGAUAAUCGAACUGCGUCCUAGGGUGUCCUGGUGCCAAGUGAACGUGUGCACACCUAUCUACUUGAACAUGGUGUUCGUUAUGGAUAAUCUGUGAUGAGCACAGAAGUCCAAUAACAGAACACCACUUGGGUUCUGAUCAGGGGGGGCGUUCCUCCCAAUCACGCCCUUCCAGGUCUCACUGUCAUUGCCCACGUGAGCACUGAAGUCCCCCAGCUGAACU